Messenger RNA from Hyaena hyaena (striped hyena), 3463 nucleotides. RefSeq names its product RNA binding motif protein 10 (gene RBM10). Gene Ontology annotation, cellular component: nucleus. The transcript is spliced from 24 exons. Gene Ontology annotation, molecular function: RNA binding. Bases 331 to 3246 code for a protein of 971 amino acids. Gene Ontology annotation, biological process: mRNA splicing, via spliceosome. The record is from RefSeq and is a predicted model, not a curated record. NCBI's taxonomy places the organism in Eukaryota, Metazoa, Chordata, Mammalia, Carnivora, Hyaenidae.
GGGGAGGUGGCAUACGCUUGCCAAUCAGAGCUGCCCGGGGCCUGCCGUCGGCAGCCGACGACCAAUAGAUGAAGCCGAGCAGAGCGCGCUCCCUUAGUAGGUGGAUGGUGGUCGAAGCGCCGGCUCCCUUCUCGCCGUCGCCAUUUUGUGCUGGUGACUGCGGCCGGCUGGGAGUAGGCGGCAGUGGGUUUCCCGGGGAGGGUGGCGCGCUUGGCGCUUCUCCCCUCCCCGCUCUUCCGCCCUCCCGCUUCCAGUCUCAGACUUAACGCUGGUGCGGGCCGGCCCCGGCUCAGCUGGGAGAGUUGGAGGAGGUGGCGGCGCGCAGAGGUGAUGUCCGGGAGCCCUCCCUUGACAGCCCGGGCCGAGAAGGUGAGCGUCGUCGCUGGUCGUGGGGGCGGAGAGUCCCUGCAGGAGGCAUCACCCAGGCUGGCAGAUCAUGGUGGCAGCAGCGGGGGUGGCUGGGAAGUGAAACGGAGCCAGCGGCUGAGGAGGGGCCCCAGCAGCCCCCGCAGGCCCUAUCAAGACAUGGAGUAUGAAAGACGAGGCGGUCGCGGGGACAGGACCGGCCGCUAUGGAGCCACCGACCGUUCGCAGGACGAUGGCGGGGAGAACCGCAGCCGCGACCAUGACUACCGGGACAUGGACUACCGCUCGUACCCCCGCGAGUACGGUAGCCAGGAGGGCAAGCACGACUACGACGACUCGUCUGAGGAGCAGAGCGCAGAGGAUUCCUACGAGGCCUCCCCGGGCUCCGAGACUCAGCGUAGGCGGCGGCGGCGGCACAGGCACAGCCCCACUGGCCCGCCAGGCUUCCCCCGAGACGGCGACUAUCGGGACCAGGACUAUCGGACCGAGCAAGGGGAGGAGGAGGAGGAGGAGGAGGAGGAGGAGGAGGAGGAGAAGGCCAGUAACAUCGUCAUGCUGAGGAUGCUGCCACAGGCAGCCACUGAGGAUGACAUCCGGGGCCAGCUGCAGUCCCACGGAGUGCAAGCGCGGGAGGUCCGGCUGAUGCGGAACAAAUCCUCAGGUCAGAGCCGGGGCUUCGCCUUCGUCGAGUUUAGUCACUUGCAGGACGCUACACGAUGGAUGGAAGCCAAUCAGCACUCCCUCAACAUCCUGGGCCAGAAGGUGUCCAUGCACUACAGCGACCCCAAGCCCAAGAUCAAUGAGGACUGGCUGUGUAAUAAGUGUGGCGUCCAGAACUUCAAACGCCGAGAGAAGUGCUUCAAAUGUGGCGUGCCCAAGUCAGAAGCGGAGCAGAAGCUGCCCCUGGGUGCAAGGCUGGAUCAGCAGACGCUGCCGCUGGGUGGACGGGAGCUCAGCCAGGGCCUGCUCCCCCUGCCUCAGCCCUACCAGGCCCAGGGAGUGCUGGCCUCCCAAGCCCUGUCACAGGGCUCGGAGCCAAGCUCGGAGAACGCCAAUGACACCAUCAUUUUGCGCAACCUGAACCCACACAGCACCAUGGACUCCAUCCUGGGGGCCCUGGCACCCUAUGCGGUGCUGUCCUCUUCCAAUGUACGCGUCAUCAAGGACAAGCAAACCCAACUGAACCGCGGCUUCGCCUUCAUCCAGCUCUCCACCAUCGUGGAAGCAGCCCAGCUACUGCAGAUUCUACAGGCCCUGCACCCGCCGCUCACCAUCGACGGCAAGACCAUCAACGUUGAGUUCGCCAAGGGUUCUAAGAGGGACAUGGCCUCCAACGAAGGCAGCCGCAUCAAUGCUGCCUCUGUGGCCAGCACUGCCAUUGCUGCGGCCCAGUGGGCCAUCUCACAGGAUGAGGGCUAUGGCGGCAGCCAGGGCUCAGAGUCCUCCCUCUAUGCCCAUGGCUACCUCAAGGGCACCAAGGGCCCUGGCAUCGCUGGAACCAAAGGGGACCCGGCUGGAGCAGGCCCUGAGGCCUCCCUGGAGCCUGGGACAGACUCUGUGUCACUGCAGGCUUUCUCCCGUGUCCAGCCCGGUGCCGCACCUGGCAUCUACCAGCAAUCAGCCGAGGCGAGCGGCAGCCAGGGCGCCGCUGCCAACAGCCAGUCCUACACCAUCAUAUCACCUGCUGUGCUCAAAUCUGAGCUCCAGAGCCCUACCCAUCCCAGCUCGGCCCUGCCACCAGCCACCAGCCCCACUGCCCAGGAGUCCUACAACCAGUACCCUGUUCCCGACGUUUCUACCUACCAGUACGACGAGACAUCUGGCUACUACUAUGACCCCCAGACCGGCCUCUACUAUGACCCCAACUCCCAGUAUUAUUACAACGCUCAGAGCCAGCAGUACCUGUACUGGGAUGGGGAGAGGCGGACCUACAUCCCUGCCUUGGAACAGUCGGCCGACGGGCAUAAGGAGACAGGGGCCCCCUCGAAAGAGGGUAAAGAGAAGAAGGAGAAGCACAAGACCAAGACAGCCCAACAGAUUGCCAAGGACAUGGAGCGCUGGGCCCGCAGCCUCAACAAGCAAAAAGAAAACUUCAAGAACAGCUUCCAGCCCAUCAGCUCCUUGCGAGACGAUGAAAGACGGGAAUCGGCCACCGCAGAUGCUGGCUAUGCCAUCCUCGAGAAGAAGGGAGCGCUAGCUGAGAGACAGCACACCGGCAUGGACCUCCCGAAACUGGCCAGUGAUGACCGCCCAAGCCCGCCUCGGGGCCUCGUGGCAGCCUACAGCGGGGAGAGUGACAGCGAGGAGGAGCAGGAGCGCGGGGGCCCGGAGCGGGAGGAGAAGCUCACUGACUGGCAGAAGCUGGCCUGUCUGCUCUGCCGGCGCCAGUUCCCCAGCAAGGAGGCGCUCAUCCGCCACCAGCAGCUCUCCGGGCUACACAAGCAAAACCUUGAGAUUCACCGGCGAGCGCACCUGUCAGAGAAUGAGCUGGAAGCGCUGGAGAAGAACGACAUGGAGCAAAUGAAGUACCGGGACCGUGCAGCUGAGCGCAGAGAGAAGUACGGCAUCCCUGAGCCACCAGAGCCCAAGCGGAGGAAGUACGGCGGCAUGUCUGCAGCUUCCGUGGACUUUGAGCAGCCCACGCGGGACGGGCUGGGCAGUGACAACAUCGGCAGUCGAAUGCUCCAGGCCAUGGGCUGGAAAGAGGGCAGUGGCCUGGGCCGGAAGAAGCAGGGCAUCGUGACGCCCAUUGAGGCCCAGACGCGGGUGCGGGGCUCCGGCUUGGGUGCCCGAGGCAGCUCCUACGGGGUCACCUCAACCGAGUCCUACAAGGAGACACUGCACAAGACAAUGGUGACCCGCUUCAACGAGGCCCAGUGAGCAGCUGCGAGAGCUGCUUCUUCAUGUGUCGGGUGUCCAGCCCGGGGCAGGAAAGGGUGAAGUGGUGGGUGGUCUGAGUGGGGCCCUGCACCUGUCUGCCAGCCUGUCCCCAGCCAGAGAGGCCCUGACCAAGUCAGACUUUAAGGUGGUGGCUUUUGUUGGAAAGCUGGGCUGGGAUCAUGCUCUUCUUUUUGUAAUAAAAGCUGAAAAGUCUGUA